CUAGAGAGCACUAUGGCAGAAGAAGCUCCAGCUGCAGCGGGACCGUCCAAGUCCGCGGGGAAAGCAAAGAAGAAGCCCGGGACCAGAUCGCCGAGGAGCGAUGGGCCGACUCUCCCUCAGCAGAUCACCGAGGUGAUUGCCGAGUCCCAGGAACGCAAAGGCAUCUCGGUGUCCGCGAUCAAGAAGGUUCUGGCAGCCAAAGGUUUGGACGUGGUGAAAACGAAUAAGCGCAUCAACGCCACCUUGGUCGGUCUGGUGGAUAAAGUGGUUCUGGUCCAAACCACCGGAGUAGGUGCGUCUGGCUCCUUCAAGUUGGCCAAGAGGAAUGCGUCUAAGCCUAAACCUAAGCCCAAACCAGAGAAGAAGAAACCAGCUGCCAAGAAGCAACCGGCUGUCGUCAAGAGGUUGAAGUCACCCUCAAAGAAGGGUGUGGCUAAGAGGUCACCAAAGAAAUCAAAGAAGCCCGCGGGUAAGAAAUCCAAGCCUGUAAGUAGUCCAAGAAAGACUGCAACGAAGGCCAAAAAGCCUCAGGCCAAGACCCCCAAGAAAGCAAAAAAACCUGCGUUAAAGAAGGCUGCCAAGAAACCAGCAAAGAAGCCAGCAGCUAAAAAGGCCAAGAAGUGAAACAAUUGACACUUUACGAUCUUAAA
Messenger RNA from Phycodurus eques (leafy seadragon), 650 nucleotides. RefSeq names its product histone H1-like. The coding region runs from base 13 to 624 and encodes 203 amino acids. Gene Ontology annotation, biological process: nucleosome assembly. The record is from RefSeq and is a predicted model, not a curated record. The transcript has a single exon. Gene Ontology annotation, molecular function: DNA binding; structural constituent of chromatin. Gene Ontology annotation, cellular component: nucleosome. NCBI's taxonomy places the organism in Eukaryota, Metazoa, Chordata, Actinopteri, Syngnathiformes, Syngnathidae.